Toxorhynchites rutilus septentrionalis is the source of this 1995-nucleotide messenger RNA. RefSeq lists its product as uncharacterized. Gene Ontology annotation, biological process: DNA integration. Gene Ontology annotation, molecular function: nucleic acid binding. Lineage: Eukaryota; Metazoa; Arthropoda; Insecta; Diptera; Culicidae. The transcript has a single exon. The coding region runs from base 1 to 1995 and encodes 664 amino acids. The record is from RefSeq and is a predicted model, not a curated record.
AUGCGAUCGUUUUUGGGGGCCAUCAACUACUACGGCAAGUUCGUCCCCAACAUGCGCAUGCUACGCUCCAGCUCAAAGUUCAGCUGGAGUCCGGAGUGCCAGAAAGCGUUCGACCGGUUCAAGCAGAUUCUCUCGUCGGAUCUUCUCACACACUACGAUCCGAAGCGGGAAAUCAUCGUUUCUGCUGACGCUUCAUCCGUUGGACUUGGGGCUACCAUCAGCCAUAGGUUCCCCGAUGGAACCAUCAAGGUGGUCCAACAUGCAUCCAGGGCGCUCACGAAGGCAGAACAGGGCUACUUCGGCUCUAAGAAGGGAAUUCCAGUGUACACUGCGAACCGCCUGCAACGCUUCGCCCUCAACUUGCUGCUCUACGACUUUGAGAUCGAGUACGUGUCCACUGAGAAAUUCGGCAACGCAGAUCUGCUCUCCCGGUUGAUCGACCAGCACAUCAAGCCUGAGGAGGACUACGUCAUCGCGAGUCUCAAUCUGGAAGAGGAUAUUAGGUCUGUAGUAACUAAUACGGUUAAAGUGUUGCCUCUCAAUUUCAGAGUCGUUGCGCAAAGCACCCAAGCAGAUCCGCUGCUCCGUCAAGUCCUCCGCUACGUUCAGAACGGCUGGCCACAGUCAACACUCGAUGGGUCAGAACUUCGCCGGUUCCAAUCAAGGCAGGAAUCGCUCUCUGUGGUGGAUGGGUGUAUUUUGUUUGCCGAACGACUCGUUAUCCCGUCGCUGCAUCGGAAACGAUGCCUCGAACAGCUGCACCGUGGCCAUCCGGGCAUGCAGCGAAUUAAAGCCAUCGCUAGGAGCUACGUGUACUGGCCUACGUUGGAUGCCGACAUCGUCAGCUUCGUCAAGGCAUGCCAGCAGUGUGCGUCUGUAGCUCGAUCACCUCCUCACUCUCCACCGGUGCCGUGGCCCAAAUCGACCGCUCCGUGGCAACGCGUCCACGUCGACUUCGCCGGUCCAAUCGAAGGCGACUACUACCUGCUCGCUAUCGAUUCGUUCUCUAAGUGGCCCGAGAUCAUCCGAACGACCCGCAUCACCUCUGCUGCGACCAUCAGCAUCUUGCGUGGGUUGUUCGCGCGGCUGAGUAUGCCCGUAACCUUGGUCAGUGACAACGGUACCCAGUUUACCAUCUCCGAAUUCGCCGAUUUCUGCGCUUCCAAUGGCAUCGAGCACCUCACGACAGCACCGUUUCAUCCACAAUCGAAUGGCCAGGCGGAACGAUUCGUGGAUACCUUCAAGCGGGCCGUCAAGAAAAUCCGAGAGGGGAGAGGAUCCAUUGGAGAAGCACUGGAUGUCUUCUUGCUGACGUACCGAUACACGUCCAGUCGUGCUCUGCCGGAUCAGAAGUUGUCAUCUGAGAUCAUGUUUGGUCGCAAAAUCCGAACGUGUCUCGAGCUUCUGCGUCCACCACCGGUACGUGUCCCAGUGCCAAACGACGAUGACCGCAAGCAACCGAGGUCCUUCAACCGAAACGAGACCGUGUACGCCAAACUACAUGGUCGUACCGGUUGGAAGUGGGCUCCUGGUGUCGUCGUCGAGAAGAUCGGAAACGUUAUGUGCAACGUGUGGGUCGAAGAUCGCCGAAUGCUACGCUCGCAUAUCAACCAACUUCGGAGUCGCCUUGCUGCUGACGCGAUACCGAAGCAACCCGCUGUGCAUGCCACCUUAAACCAGCAUUCGCUGCCGCUGGACAUUCUGCUGGAUGCCUGGGAUCUCCCAAGCCAAUCACCAGGUCCAUCUUCACCAGAGCCUGUCUCCAGUGCUGAGAAAACCAUGGUAGGUUCCGGGCCGACUCUUGCAACGUCUACGCCACGUCAUGUGGUCUCGGCGUUUGUCCCGUCAUCAGCAUCGUCAUCAUCAACAACAACAACGCCAACAUCGACCGAGUUCGAGUCCGCUGUCGAAGUAGAACUAGCUGUAGACAUCCCUAGGUGCUCUUCACAACUACGAAGACCGUCAGUAAGGUUUGAUCCGUACCACCUCUAUUAA